GCUUCCGUAGAGUUUCAAGAUGGCUGCCGCCACGAAUGCUCGCUGGCUCCGGGCUUGCUUCGCCCUUCUUCGGCAGAAUGUUCCAGUCCUGGCAAAUAUGAGGACUCGCUGUUUAUCAGGACUGAAGGGACCAUGGAAGAAAAUGACAGCUUUGGGGUUUGGAAUAUCCUUGUCUGCAAUUCCUAUUACACAGAAACAUGAUCCAAGUUGUCUUAGCAAUGAAGCCUUGAUCCGAAGAGCAGUCUCUUUGGUAACUGAUAGCACUGCUACCCUUCUCUCUCAAACGACUUAUGCAUUAAUUGAUGCUUUAACUGAGUACACGAUGGCAAUUUAUACAUUGGUGUCACUGUACCAGAAAUAUGCGCACCUCCUUGGGAAAAUGAAUUCUAAAGAGGAGGAUGCAAUUUGGCAAGUGAUCAUUGGUGCUCGAGUUGAGAUGACGGCAAAGCAGGAAGCGUAUUUGAAGCUGGAAUCCAGGUGGAUGACGGCCUUGCGUCUUUCAGAGAUGGCAGCAGAGGCAGCCUUUCAGUCAGGGGCUGAUCAGGCCUCGGUGUCAACACACAACCAGAUCCAGCUGGUGAAAACCCAGGUGCAAGAGGUGCGGCAACUGUCACAGAAGGCCGAGACGAAGCUGGCAGAAGUUAAAACUGAAGAGCUCAAGAAACUGAAGGAGGAGGACCUCGUGCCGCCAGCAGGUCGCCAAGGCAGUGUGGAGGAAGCUGAGGAGGCCUACCUUCGUGAGGACUGAUGUGCCACCAGCUGUGAGGACGUUUCCACUAACUCUUUUGUGGGGGAAGAUAGUGUGCAUUUAAAGUUCUAGCACCAGAUGGGCACCUGCUGUUUCUCUGGCUUUACCUGCUCUUUGGCUGCAGGCCUUGAACCAUGGAAGUUUUUAAUCUGCUGGGAGCCUUUUCCUGUUUUAAAUACUGGGCAAAUGUGAAACCAGCCAGCAGAAUGUCUGUGACUCUUGCAGCCCAGCACUGGAAUGGCUAAUUGAGAUGAUUAGUAACAUAUGUUUAGACUGGGAAUAAUCAGUUCCGAUCUACAGGGCUUGUGCUGUUCUUUUUACGUAAGAAAAAUAUUUACAGGUUUUGUGAAGGUAAUGCAUUUAUGCCACCAACUACUGUACCUGAAAUUUCAAGAAAAUUGCAUUUCAUUCCUGCAAAGUUGCAGCUUGGAGGAUAUGUCAUUUUGUGUUGGUUUUUUCUAAUUAAAUGAACUAAAUUUUUAAGAUAAAAA
Molecule: messenger RNA, 1239 nt
Organism: Varanus komodoensis (Komodo dragon)
Lineage: Eukaryota; Metazoa; Chordata; Lepidosauria; Squamata; Varanidae
Gene: DIABLO
Product: diablo IAP-binding mitochondrial protein
Exons: 6
Coding region: 20-748 (242 amino acids)
Biological process (GO): intrinsic apoptotic signaling pathway in response to oxidative stress; neuron apoptotic process
Cellular component (GO): mitochondrion
Source: RefSeq, a predicted model, not a curated record